This is a messenger RNA of Botrytis byssoidea, 1128 nucleotides long. RefSeq lists its product as uncharacterized. Bases 1 to 1128 code for a protein of 375 amino acids. The record is from RefSeq and is a predicted model, not a curated record. Lineage: Eukaryota; Fungi; Ascomycota; Leotiomycetes; Helotiales; Sclerotiniaceae. The transcript is spliced from 2 exons.
AUGGACAAUAACGACACGCCAUGCGCCCCCUGUGACGAUGAAAGACACUUACUGCAACAAAUUGCUCUCGAAGCUCUCACUGGUAUAAAACCUGAGGCCCCGAUCGAUCCCAGAUCAUCGGUCCAUGCACCUCAUUGUCGUCGAGCCUCAUCUCAAGAACACACAUCUGAUAUGUCUGAAAGUGUCUCUUCGAGCAAUAGAGAUGAUGAUGAAUCAAUGAGCUCAUCUGAUGAUACAGACAAUUUAUUUGAAAAAGAUAACCAAAAUUACGGCAUUGACACAGCUCGUGUCGGGAUUGGCUCCAACACCGUACUCGUAAUCCAUGUUCGACGCUUGAGAGAGAAGAUUCCUUUUUUCGCAAAGCGCUUCAAUUAUCGUCGAUUGAAUUUCUAUGAGAAAUUUGUUGAACUUGAUCCAGCUGGAUACAAGCUUUUAAAGCGCUGGUUAUAUGGAACUUCGAUUGCAGAGCAGAAAAGGGACAAAUGCCGCACUACCGAGCUCUUCUCUCUAUUUGCUAUCGCGCACACUUUCGAACAACAAAGUUUACAAGAUGAAGCAAUGGAUUGUCUCGCUGAGGAGAUUCAUGAAAGUCGUCACGAGUCAAGAUUCACGCCAGAGCAUGUCAGAUUUGCAUACGAACUGACCCCUGCAGUAUCAAGACUCCGAAUUUUUUGUGCCGAAUUUGUUGCUGAAGCCAUAAAAGAAUACAAUCAAUUCAAGUGGAAUCGCGAGCAAGUAUCCGAGCUUCUCAUCGAUAUUCCAGAGCUUCUUGAUGAUGUCGACCCUGAAGCUAUCUGGCGAUUUGAGGAAGCAUCAAUUGCUGCAAACAACACUAGCGAUGAUGACUACCAGAGUACCGAAGUUGAUGAUGACAUUCAGCCUGUUCACGAUGAAGUCGGAGGCGACCACACUCGUAGAAAUAGAUUGCUCUCGUCUAGCUCUGGUAGCGAUGAACACAAUCAUGAUAAGCAUACCAGAACGGAGCUUGAUAGCUCUGCAGACUCUAGCAUUGAUUCAUCCGGCAAAUCGCCAGACAGUAUGAGUGUUCAGGUCACCUCACCUGAGUCCGAAAGCGGGGAGGAGCGUCGCAAUAGCAAGAGGGUUAAGCUUUCCCAUGAUAGAGAUUAA